Molecule: messenger RNA, 1098 nt
Organism: Menidia menidia (Atlantic silverside)
Lineage: Eukaryota; Metazoa; Chordata; Actinopteri; Atheriniformes; Atherinopsidae
Source: the annotation of a GenBank genome assembly
AUGCCAAAAAUAAGCUCAGACACCCUGUGGGAGCUGGCCGCCGCCGAGGUCCAGAGCCGGGAGGGCGGAGGUGGGGAGGACGGCGGAGAGACGCUGAGCGAGAGGACCGUGGUCCUGAUGGGGAGCAAGGCUGGGGGCAAAACGUCGAUUCUCCUCAGAUGUCUCGACAGAGAUGAACCACCAAAGCCAACUCUGGCUCUGGAAUACACGUUUGGAAGACGGGCCCGGGGACACAACACUCCCAAAGACAUAGCCCACCUGUGGGAGCUUGGAGGAGGGACUUCUCUGUCAGACCUCAUACAAAUACCCAUCACGCCCGUCAGCAUCAAGUCUCUUUCUGUCAUUCUCAUUCUGGACUUGUCUAAACCCAAUACCCUGUGGGGAACCACCGAAAAGCUGCUCCAGUCAGCACAUGCUCAGCUGGAAAAAGUCUCUUCCCAGACCCAGCAAGCAGAGAAAUCCAGGCACAGAAGCAAACAGCAAACAUCAGUCCACUCUGCAGCUCGGGACUUACCAAAAGACUACCCGGACAGAGAGCUGAUCAGUCCUUUCCCUGUCCCCUUGCUCAUUAUUGGCAGCAAGUAUGACCUCUUUCAGGAAUUGGACUCAGACAAGAAGAAAAUGGUCAAUAAAACAUUGCGUUUCAUUGCCCACUACUACGCAGCCUCACUUAUUUUCACCAGUAUCAAAUCAGAGAGCCUUAUGUCAAAAACCAAGAACCUCUUUUCUCAUCUGGCGUUCGGGUUGGACAGAGGGAAAGCUGUGUCCUGUGAUCCCAACAAGCCUCUCAUCAUUCCUGCAGGCUCUGACUCUUUCAGCCAAAUAGGCUCCCCUCCUACUGUUGAUGUGGACAUAACUUCUCUGCAUGCUAAAAAUCCAAUGGACCUCUGGAAGAAGGUGUACGAGCGUGUGUUUCCCACAGAGGGGAUUUCAUCUUUGCAAAGUACCAGUAAAGAGAGCGAACUAAAAGAUCCAGCCAAGGAUCCACAGUACAGCGAGCCUCAGAUAGAUGCAAUGAGAGCCCAGAAAGAUCAGGAGUUGGAGCAGUACAAGAGGAAUGCAGCCAAAUCAUGGAAAGGACUGGAGCUGGAGACAUGA